Carassius gibelio (silver crucian carp) is the source of this 890-nucleotide messenger RNA. RefSeq lists its product as uncharacterized. The transcript is spliced from 5 exons. The record is from RefSeq and is a predicted model, not a curated record. Lineage: Eukaryota; Metazoa; Chordata; Actinopteri; Cypriniformes; Cyprinidae. Bases 118 to 819 code for a protein of 233 amino acids.
UUUAGGAUUCAUGUCAGGAAUUUCAUUGAGCCUACCAUAAUACACAAGUGGAACCAAGAUCAACUGAAUCUUAUAAGACCGCUGCAAGAGGGAGGAAAUGUUGCUGUGGCUGGAGAUAUGCGUGCUGACACGCCAGGACACUCAGCAAAAUUUGGCAGCUACACCAUUAUGCACAUGGAAACCAACAAAAUUCUGGAUCUUCAACUAGUUCAGAGCAAUGAGGUUGGUGGCAGUUAUCAUAUGGAAAAGGAGGGAUUGAAGCGUUGUCUCGAUAAGCUGGAGUCUCAUGGUUUAGCUGUUGACUACAUCGUCACCGAUCGCCAUCCGCAGAUUCAGAAGUACCUGAGGGACCGCAAUAUCACUCAGUUCUAUGACGUGUGGCACUUUGAGAAAGGUUUAUCUAAGAAACUUGACAAACUUUCAAAGAUGAAGGACUGUGAGGUGCUGAAAAAAUGGUUGCACAGCAUCAAAAACCAUGUUUACUGGAGUGCGAUUUCCUCUGAGUCUGGGCCAGAAAAGGUGGCGAAGUGGAAUUCACUGCAGAACCACAUACAAAAUGUACAUGUUCAUGAGAACCACCUCUUCCCCAAGUGUGAACACCCUGACAAAGUUUCCAGGGAUCCAAAAAAAUGGUUCCAACCAGGAUCAAUAGCGCUCCAUAAAGUGGAAAAGCUAUUAUACAACAAGAGAGUUCUCAAGGAUAUAGAAAAGCUCAGCCACAACUUUCAGAUGUCAUCACUGGAGGCUUUCCACAGUCUGAUUUUGCGUUUUGCCCCAAAGAACGUGAUUUUCCCUUUCAUAGGAAUGUUGUGCAGGUAAUAAUCUUUGACAUGUUCAGUAAUAUUUAUAAACAUUGUUUCUAACAAUUGUUAUGGAAAUGUUUUUUUAUU